Argiope bruennichi is the source of this 927-nucleotide messenger RNA. RefSeq lists its product as uncharacterized. The record is from RefSeq and is a predicted model, not a curated record. Gene Ontology annotation, molecular function: zinc ion binding; nucleic acid binding. NCBI's taxonomy places the organism in Eukaryota, Metazoa, Arthropoda, Arachnida, Araneae, Araneidae. The coding region runs from base 1 to 927 and encodes 308 amino acids. The transcript has 2 exons.
AUGCCUUUCUUCACCUUUUCAGCAGUCACUUCUUUUUCCAAUAUCCACGAUGGACAGGAGCGAGAAAAGGACGUGUGCGAACCUUUGCAAUUGCAGCAUUUUCCCGUGCAGAAAUCUGUCUCCGCAACAGUUGGGGAAGUUGCGUCUAUUAAAAAAAUGAGAUCUGGUGACUUGCUUAUCGAGGUCAGUACUCGAAAGCAAGCCCAGAAUAUUCAAAAAGUGAAAGCUCUCGCCACGAUCCCUGUUACUAUCAGCCCUCACACAUCAUUAAACACGUCUCAAGGCGUCAUUACUUGCGGGGAAAUAUUUAACCUCCCUUUAGAUUAUAUUCAAGACGAGUUAAAAUCACAAGGUAUUAUAAAAGUUCGCCGCAUUAGCAUCCGGCGAGAAGGACAGAUACUCGAAACCAAACAUCAAAUCCUCACUUUUAAGUCACCAAAACAGCCAGACUUCAUAUAUGCAGGUUAUAUCAAGCUACCUGUCCGGCCAUAUAUCCCAAACCCACUUAGAUGUUUCAAGUGCCAGCGUUUCGGGCACUCGAAAGCUAAUUGCCGCGGAACUGUGACUUGCGCUCGUUGCUCUGAAAAAGAGCAUGAAAGCCAACAAUGCUCGGCUCCAGAGAAAUGCGUAAACUGCAAGGGCGAGCAUACUUCUUUCUCCUGGUUAUGUCCACGCUGGAAACUGGAAAAACAAAUCACCACUACCAAAUUUAAAGAGGAAAUUUCAUACCCCGAAGCAAGAAAGAAAGUACUUGCACAGACACCGUUACCUGGUGUAAGCUAUGCAUCCGUGGUCCAGAAAAGCUUUUGUGAAAACUGCAGUUGUGGAAACUGCACUAAGAAGGCUAAGCAAAUAAAAUCUCAAAAAUCGUCGGAUUCUGACACAGAAGAAUCCAUAAACAAUAUUUCUGACUGGAAAGCCAGAUAA